CUCUGAGGUCUGACCUCUCUUUGCUGAAGGCCCUGGAUGAAAUCUGAGCUGAACUUGAAGAUCACGACAUCAAAGCGCCUGAGAAGUGUGGAAGUAUUUUGGAUUCAACAAGAAGCGCUCGGUGGUGAAAUAAGACACUUCUCACAAGAAGACGUACAGCAGUCACCAUUUUGUCUGAAUUCAGGCCGGCUGUCUGAGGAAGAAGCAUGAGUUCUCCAAAAAAGAAAGAGAGAAGUGCAAAAAAAUGCAGAUCUCACCACUGUCAACAAUGUGAGAAAGACUUCCCUACUUCACAUCGUUUAAAGAUUCAUCAAAGAAUUCACUCUGGAGAGAGACCCUACAGUUGUGACCAGUGUGAGAAAGCUUUCACUACCGUCCAUUAUCUAAAAAGCCACCAGCGUACUCACACUGGAGAGAGACCCUACAGCUGUGACCAGUGUGAGAAAACAUACACCUCUCCAGGAAAUCUAACAAUUCACAAGAGAGUACACACGGGAGAGAAACCGUUUCAUUGCCAGGAGUGUGGCAAUACAUUCAGAACACAUGGGCAUCUACAAGGUCACUGUAAAAGAUAUCACACUGAUGAGAAACCUCAUAGCUGUAAGCAGUGUGACAAAGCAUUCAAGACGGCGGGAGACCUAAAGGUUCAUGAGAGAGUUCACACUGGAGAGAAACCAUACAGCUGUGAGAAAUGUGGGAAAACCUUUUCAAGGUCAAGUAACUAUAGAACCCACCAACAAACCCAUAGUGGAGAGAAACCCUUCAGCUGUGAGCAGUGUGGGAAAACUUUUUCUCGGUCAUGUCACCUCAAGAGUCACCAAAUCAUUCACACUGGAGAGAAAUCGCACCGCUGUGAUGAAUGUGGGAAAACCUUCACUCGACUAGAAGGCCUAACAAUCCACCAACGUAUCCACACUGGAGAGAAACCGUACAACUGCAGGCACUGUGAGAAAGCUUUCAUUUCUUCAACAGAUCGCAGGGUACAUGAACGAAUCCACACUGGACUAAAACCAUACAGCUGUGAGGAGUGUGGGAAGAGUUUCACUCAGCUGUCUGCUUACAAGAAUCAUAGAAACAUCCACACUAAAGAAAAAACCUACCCCUGUCAGCAAUGUGGGAAAGUCUUUACUUUCUCCAGUUCAUUAAAGUAUCAUGAAAGUAUCCACACUGGAGAAAAACCCUACAAGUGCAAACAUUGUGAGAAAACAUUCCCUUCAUCAAACACAUGCCAAAGACACGAGCGUGUCCACACUGGAGAGAAACCAUACAGCUGUGAGCCAUGUGGGAAGAGUUUUAGUAGUUCAUCUUCAUAUCACAAACACAAGCUUUUCCAUGCUGGAGUCAAACCACACCAGUGUCAACACUGUGACAAAGGUUUCUAUUCAUCAUCCAAACUCUCAGAGCAUCAGCGUGUCCACACAGGAUGUAAACCGUACUGCUGUGAACAGUGUGGGAAAUCUUUUUCUCGAUCAAAUAACCUAAAAAUCCACCGUGUUCACACUGGAGAGAAACCGUACUGGUGUGAACAGUGUGGGAAAACUUUCAGUAGAUCAGGUCACCUAAAAAUCCACCAACGUGUUCACACUAGAGAGAAACCGUAUUGGUGUGAACAGUGUGGGAAAAUGUUAGCUCAAUCAGGUCACCUAAAAAUCCACCAACGUGUUCACACUGGAGAGAAACCGUACUGGUGUGAACAGUGUGGAAAAACUUUCACUACAUCAGGUGAACUUAAAAUCCACCAACGUGUUCACACUGGAGAGAAACCGUACUGGUGUGAACAGUGUGGAAAAACUUUCCCUACAUCAGGUGAACUUAAAAUCCACCAACGUGUUCACACUAGAGAGAAACCGUAUUGGUGUGACCAGUGUGGAAAAAUGUUUGCUGAAUCAGGUAACCUAAAAAUCCACCACCGUGUUCACACUGGAGAGAAACCAUACUAUUGUGAACAGUGUGGGAAAACCUUCAGUAGAUCAGGUCACCUAAAAAUCCAGCAACCUGUUCACAAUGGAGAGAAACCGUACAGCUGUAAACAGUGUGGGAAAACUUUCACUACAUCAGGUAACCUAAAAAUCCACCAACGUGUUCACACUAGAGAGAAACCGUAUUGGUGUGAACAGUGUGGGAAAACUUUCACUACAUCAGGUAACCUAAAAAUCCACCAACGUGUUCACACUAGAGAGAAACCGUAUUGGUGUGAACAGUGUGGGAAAAUGUUAGCUCAAUCAGGUCACCUAAAAAUCCACCAACGUGUUCACACUGGAGAGAAACUGUACAGCUGUGAACAGUGUGGGAAAACUUUCAGUAGAUUAGAUCACCUAAAAAUCCACCAACGUGUUCACACUGGAGAGAAACUGUACAGCUGUGAACAGUGUGGGAAAACUUUCAUUACAUCAGGUAACCUAAAAAUCCACCAACGUGUUCACACUGGAGAGAAACCGUACUGGUGUGAACAGUGUGGGAAAAUGUUAGCUCAAUCAGGUCACCUAAAAAUCCACCAACGUGUUCACACUGGAGAGAAACUGUACAGCUGUGAACAGUGUGGGAAAACUUUCAGUAGAUUAGAUCACCUAAAAAUCCACCAACGUGUUCACACUGGAGAGAAACUGUACAGCUGUGAACAGUGUGGGAAAACUUUCAUUACAUCAGGUAACCUAAAAAUCCACCAACGUGUUCACACUGGAGAGAAACCGUACUGGUGUGAACAGUGUGGGAAAAUGUUAGCUCAAUCAGGUCACCUAAAAAUCCACCAACGUGUUCACACUGGAGAGAAACUGUACAGCUGUGAACAGUGUGGGAAAACUUUCAGUAGAUUAGAUCACCUAAAAAUCCACCAACGUGUUCACACUGGAGAGAAACUGUACAGCUGUGAACAGUGUGGGAAAACUUUCAUUACAUCAGGUAACCUAAAAAUCCACCAACGUGUUCACACUGGAGAGAAACCGUACUGGUGUGAACAGUGUGGGAAAAUGUUAGCUCAAUCAGGUCACCUAAAAAUCCACCAACGUGUUCACACUGGAGAGAAACUGUACAGCUGUGAACAGUGUGGGAAAACUUUCAGUAGAUUAGAUCACCUAAAAAUCCACCAACGUGUUCACACUGGAGAGAAACUGUACAGCUGUGAACAGUGUGGGAAAACUUUCAUUACAUCAGGUAACCUAAAAAUCCACCAACGUGUUCACACUGGAGAGAAACCGUACUGGUGUGAACAGUGUGGGAAAACUUUCACUACAUCAGGUGAACUUAAAAUCCACCAACGUGUUCACACUGGAGAGAAACUGUACAGCUGUGAACAGUGUGGAAAAACUUUCACUACAUCAGGUGACCUAAAAAUCCACCAACGUGUUCACACUGGAGAGAAACCGUACAGCUGUGAACGGUGUGGAAAAACGUUUGCUGAAUCAGGUAACCUAAAAAUCCACCAACGUGUUCACACUGGAGAGAAACUGUACAGCUGUGAACAGUGUGGAAAAACUUUCAACCAGCCAAGUAAACUUCAAAUUCACCAACGUGUUCACACCGGAGAGAAACCGUACAGCUGUGAACAGUGUGGAAAAACUUUCAGUAGAUCAGGUGAACUUCAAAUCCACCAACGUGUUCACACUGGAGAGAAACCGUACAGCUGUGAACAGUGUGGAAAAACUUUCAGUAGAUCAGGUAACCUAAAAAAGAACCAACGUGUUCACACUGGAGAGCCAACACUACUAAAUACCCAAACACAUUGGUUAUCGGCUGAAAUAGUCAUUUGAGGCUGUGGAAACUCUUUAAGAAGACCAUGGGAUGUGGUCCAAAGCUCCAACAAAGAGGUAGUAUGUGAGGCUUGAGUUCAGACUCAUUCUCUUUGAUUCUUCAAGAAGCAGACAAGCUGUCAACAUGGCCCCUGCACCAUCUCCUCUGUGGGUUAUUUGUACUUUUUGUAACAGUUAAUGUGUCCUUAUAAUUAAUGUGUUGUAUAAAUAUAUGAAAUGCGAAA
Messenger RNA from Micropterus dolomieu (smallmouth bass), 3970 nucleotides. RefSeq names its product zinc finger protein 208-like. Gene Ontology annotation, biological process: regulation of transcription by RNA polymerase II. The record is from RefSeq and is a predicted model, not a curated record. NCBI's taxonomy places the organism in Eukaryota, Metazoa, Chordata, Actinopteri, Centrarchiformes, Centrarchidae. Gene Ontology annotation, molecular function: RNA polymerase II transcription regulatory region sequence-specific DNA binding; DNA-binding transcription factor activity, RNA polymerase II-specific. The coding region runs from base 207 to 3746 and encodes 1179 amino acids. Gene Ontology annotation, cellular component: nucleus. The transcript is spliced from 6 exons.